AUGGCGGAAGCACGUGGAGGGAACGCGAAGGUCCAGAAUCCAUUUUGGUUUGGCGGAAGUGCCAGCUGUAUGGCAGCUUGUGUUACACACCCGCUAGAUUUGAGUGGGUUCAUCGAGUCUCGAUCGAGAAACGUCAAGCUCCAGGCCCAAAAUCAAGCCCAGCACAGGGGCCUCGUGGAAACCUGCAGCAAAACAUACUCAGAGAACGGUCUCAAGGGCUUCUAUCGAGGUUUAUCGGCUAGCCUCGUUCGUCAGGCAACAUACUCGACAAUUCGUUUUGCCAUCUACGAAGAAUUGAAAGUGAGGUAUGGUCCAGAUGGGCAUUGGUACACUCUUCUCAUGGUUGCUGCCGGCUCUGGCUUUCUGGGAUCGCUCGCCGGAAACUUCGCGGACAUUCUCAAUGUGCGCAUGCAAAACGACACAGCACUUCCAGUGAGUGAGCGGAAGGGCUACAGGAACGUGUUUCACGGCGUCAGUCGGAUGACGCACAAGGAAGGUAUUGGAAGUUUGACGAGAGGCUGGGGUCCGAAUUGUACUCGUGGGGCCGCUCAGACUGUUGGCCAGCUCGUAAGCUACGACAUUCUCAAGCGGUGUUUAGAAGAACGAACGGAUCUUGGUGAAGGUCUGCCAACUCAACUUGAGGCAUCAUUCUUGGCGGGGUUAAUCGCAGUUACGAUCACUAAUCCUAUUGAUGUGAUUAAGACUCGUGUCAUGUCGAGCCCGGAGUCACAAAAUGUCUUGCAACACAUCAGGAACGAUUUGCGGAAAGAAGGAUUCAAAUGGAUGGUUAAAGGGUGGCUCCCAAGCUUCAUGCGCAUUGGACCGUAG
Messenger RNA from Exophiala bonariae, 828 nucleotides. RefSeq lists its product as uncharacterized. The record is from RefSeq and is a predicted model, not a curated record. Gene Ontology annotation, molecular function: antiporter activity; thiosulfate transmembrane transporter activity; malate transmembrane transporter activity. The transcript has 2 exons. NCBI's taxonomy places the organism in Eukaryota, Fungi, Ascomycota, Eurotiomycetes, Chaetothyriales, Herpotrichiellaceae. Gene Ontology annotation, biological process: oxaloacetate transport; thiosulfate transport; succinate transmembrane transport. The coding region runs from base 1 to 828 and encodes 275 amino acids.